Molecule: messenger RNA, 1755 nt
Organism: Austrofundulus limnaeus
Lineage: Eukaryota; Metazoa; Chordata; Actinopteri; Cyprinodontiformes; Rivulidae
Product: mucin-2
Source: RefSeq, a predicted model, not a curated record
AGAAAGAACCCUGCCAGGAGACAGGGACGAAGGGGCUGUGACCGGGAAGUGGAGGUCCUCCCGUCACCUCUUCUAGUGGAGGAGGAGGAGCAGAGGAACAUGCAGUUUUGGGGGACUCAUCUGGCGCUGAAGCCCACUCCACCAUCGGGUCCUUCUCAGCGCCACCGUUGACGACGGAAAAAAGCUGCGGCUCCUCCCAAGCCGUCUGGCUAUUUCCAUCCUGAGCUCUGUGACAGUGAGCCAGAAUUUGACCCAGAGUUGGACCCAUUCUGCCCCAAGUACAUCGGAUACUGCUCGGCCAGGCAGAUGGUUCUCCCCUCUCCAGUUCAGACUCCGUCAUGCCCGCCAGCGUCUUCUCCGAGAGGGUCCCGGACACCGCCUCUGUCAGCACCAACUCCAAGGAAGUCCCAGACACCUCUCACCCCUGUGCCUUCUCCGAGAAGGUCUAUGAGACCUAGCACCGACUGCACCCCGGCGAGGUGGGAUGCUUCAACCUUAGUCUCUGCUCCGGCGAGGCAGGACGCCUCCACCUCACGUGCUCCCUGCACCUCUAUGAGAGUCGACGCCUCCACUGCCUCCUGCGCUCCGACGAGGGUCGACGCCUCCAAUGCCUCCUGCGCUCCAGAGAGGGUCGACGCCGCCGUCUCCUGUGUGGAGGGUCUUGGAGGGGAGGAAGAGGUGGUGGUCACCACCCUGGCCACUGCGGUCAUGUUCCUGACUGCAGCUCUGGUGGAGGUGUUGAUCAUGCCUACGACAGUACCAGAACCCACUGAGCCAGAACCAACUCCUGAGCCCACAGAGCCAGAGUCAGAGCCAGAACCAGCACCUGAGUCUACUGAGCCCAUGGGUUUAAUUGUGAUGUCCCCGGGUCUGCCUGAGUCUCCACGCUGGCCUCUGUUCCUGAGGUCCUCAAGACAACCCCACCUGAGCUCUCGUCACCUUCAUCUGGUCCUGCUUCAUCUGCAUCAGUGUCUCCCGAGCUGGCCCCUGCAUCAGUGUCUCCCGAGCCGGCCCCUCCUGAGUCAUCAGAGCUGGCCCCUCCUGAAUCAUCAGAGCCGGCCCCUCCUGAGUAUCUUCGUGGCCGAGCUUCAGGCCGUCCGCCAGAGCUCUGCCACCGACGCGGUCGGGUCCACGGCUGCCCUCCAGAGCUCCGUCUCCGCUGUGGCCGCGUCCACGGCCGCCCACCUGGGCCCCCUCCUCGCCUUUGCUGGGUUCCUGGGCGCCCACCAGAACUUUCUGCCCUCCAGAUGUGCCUUAGAGCCAUCUAGUGACCUUUUUGUGUUAUUUCCCAGGGGUUCCCUGUCGGGUUUUGUUUUGUUUUGGUCUCGUGCCCUCCGUCCUGUCUUUGUGUUUUGUACCCACUACCACCCACCCGUGCUAGUCCGUUUAAUCGUCAGGUGACGAUUCGUUGAGGGGAGGGGUACUGUGAGGAUGUGUGUUAUUUGUCAGUCUGUGUUAUCUCCCUCUUGUGUUCCCUCAUUGUUAUCACACAUUCCCCUCAAUCUGGUUCCUGCUGUUUAAUCAUCCUCASCUGUUCAGUCAUCUCCAAUCAGUCCUGCUCCCAGGUGUUCCUCAUUUCUUCAUUCCUCUGUCUGUAUAAAUACCUUUCUCUUCAGUUCAUUCCUCGCUGGAUCAUUACAUGGAUUACUCCUACUGUUUUGUUGUCCUCGUUGUCCCUCAGAGUUUUAGUUUUAUUUUAGCUGCCCUGACAGCUCUUUGUUUUGUUUGUUUAAAUAAAUCUUUUUAUUUAAAUCU